Molecule: messenger RNA, 954 nt
Organism: Procambarus clarkii (red swamp crayfish)
Lineage: Eukaryota; Metazoa; Arthropoda; Malacostraca; Decapoda; Cambaridae
Source: RefSeq, a predicted model, not a curated record
AUAGAUAUCCAUUCCGUAAAAAAGCACUCUGUACAGGAGCUGGAGUCGUGUAUCACUGGGGCGGGGUCUGCAGGAGUCAUCUACUUCAGCUUGGGCUCCGUCGCUCGAAGUAUGAGCAUACCAGCCCAGUACCACAAAAUCUUCGUCCAGGCCUUCCGCAGGCUGCCGCAGCGCAUCCUCUGGAAAUACGAAGGAGACCUAGAUGACCUUCCUGAAAACGUAAUCAUCAGCAAGUGGUUUCCCCAGCAGGAUGUUCUUGCCCACCACAAUGUGAAGGUGUUCAUCACCCACGGUGGCCUCCUCAGUCUGCAGGAGGCCGUCUACCACGCCACGCCGCUCCUCGCAAUACCCAUAUACGGAGACCAGCCCAAGAAUGGCAUGUUUGUGAGAAACUCCGGACUAGGGGACUUUCUGGAGUGGGAGAACCUAACUGAGGACCUAAUUGUCAACACUCUCACCGAUAUUAUUAAUAACACAAGGUAUAAAGAAAACGUGAUGAGGAUGUCAGCGGCGAUGAGGGACCAGCCGAUGUCGCCCAGGGACCGGGCAGUGUUCUGGACGGAGUACGUCAUCCGCCACCAUGGGGCGCCCCAGCUGAGGUCCCCGGCGGCACAGCUCUCCUGGGUGGAGUUCCUCAUGCUCGACGUCCUGCUCCUCCUCCUCCUGGCUCUCUUCCUUCUCCUCUUCAUCCUACGCCGGAUCCUUAUAGUUGUGACUGCUAAGAUGUUCGGUAGUGGCGGAAGCAAAAAUAAACAAGAUUAGUCUUUCUCUGGGGUGAUCAUUGCUAACGUGUGUGGAGGUGAAGGUAAAGGGGGAGGAGCGUUGUCUAAGUGACAUCUCGUAAAUACUUUGGAAAACAUGUAACAAAUAGAUAUAAACUUUUUAUUGGGUUUAUAUAGUCAACAAGAAGUUCAUUAAUGUUUUGUUGCUAAUAAAGAUCGAGAUUGGUUAAAA